AACCCGAUUAGCGGCCUGUCGGCGGUGAAGUGCGCCCAGGGCCGCAAUUACGCCAAAAACAAGUUGGGGGUAAAAUCCGCUGACUCUGCAGAAAUCGCAACAGCGCUCUUCAUAUUGCCGGGCAUUAUUUAGCUCGUCGCUUAAAUCCUGCAGCCCAAGAUCAAAUUCAACUAGUCCAGCUACCAAUCCCGGCUAUUCGGUCCGACGUUGCGGGUACUCAACCCAACUCACUGUGACCCCCCCGUAAACCAACCUUAAAUCUGCCGUCUUGGCCGCUCCCCCUUCUCAUCUUCAGUGGCGACCAUUGCGCAUUCAAUCCUUCAGAUUCUACUUCUGUACGCACCUUUGGGUUAUUUUGAUACUAUGAAAUCUUUACUAUGGAGCGCAGGCUUGUGUAGCCUCGCGACGGCAGUGCUGGCUGCCAAUGAGGCGACAUCACCUCCAGUAUACCCUACGCCUGAAGGCAAGGGUCAAGGACCUUGGGCAGAAGCGUAUCAAAACGCAAAGGCCCUCGUCUCACAGAUGACGCUGGAUGAAAAGGUCAACAUCACCAGAGGCUUCAAGGGUGACAACAUUUGCGCGGGCAACACCGGCUCUGUUCCUCGCCUUGGCUGGCCCGGCAUGUGUGUCCAUGAUGCUGGAAAUGGUGUCAGAGCUGCUGAGCUCGUCAACUCAUACCCAUCUGCCAACCAUGUCGGAGCUAGUUGGGAUAAGAACCUCACUCACCAGCGCGGGUACUACAUGGGCAAGGAAUUCAAAGCAAAGGGCAUUAACGUUAUGCUGGGCCCAAAUGCUGGGCCGCUGGGUCGUUCACCUCUUGCAGGACGAAACUGGGAAGGCUUCUCCGUUGACCCGUAUCUAUCUGGCCAACUCAAUGCCGAAACAAUUAUUGGCUGCCAGGAAGGCGGUACUAUUGCAAACCUCAAGCACUUCAUCGCCAACGAGCAAGAAUUGUACCGCCGCCCCUACUUUGGCGUUGAAGCUGCAUCAUCCAACGUGGACGACAAAACCCUGCAUGAGUAUUAUCUCUGGCCUUUCAUGGAUGGUAUCAAGGCAGGUGUUGGAUCUGUCAUGUGCUCCUACAACCGCAUCAACAACACCUACGGCUGUGAAAACAGUAAGCUCAUGAAUGGUAUUCUUAAGGGCGAACUUGGCUUCGACGGCUUCGUCAUGCUUGAUUGGAACGCGCAACACAACCUCAACAGCGCCAAUGCCGGCCUCGACAUGCUUAUGCCCAUGGGAGGAGCUUGGGGUCAAAACUUGACCGACAGUGUGAAAAACGGCACGGUAAAAGAGUCCAGAGUCACUGACAUGGCAACAAGAAUCAUUGCGUCUUGGUACCUCGCAGGUCAAGAUGGGGACAAGUUUCCCACUCCUGGAUUUGGCAUGAGAAACUUCUCGGUUCCUCACGAGGCCAUUGACGCGCGUGUUCCUGAAUCCAAGCCUAUCAUCAUGGAGGGUGCCAUUGCUGGUCAUGUCCUUGUCAAAAACACCAACAACACCCUUCCUUUCAAGGGCAAGCAAAAGAUUUUGUCCGUUUACGGAUAUGAUGCCUCUAUCCCACAAACCAAAAACAUUGACACACUGUUCCAAUUGGGCUAUGAAUCAUACCCUGAGCUUGCUCUCGCUGCUCUUGGCACUGAACAACACUGGGACCAAGCCGCCCGCGGAGGCACCAUCUUUACUGGCGGUCGUGCAGCAGCAAACUCUCCCGGUUAUAUCAUCGACCCUCUGAGCGCCAUUCAGCACAGAGCUGCUAUUGACGACACAUGGAUCAACUGGGAUCUCAAGUCUUCGAACCCCGACGUAAACGGCGCCACCAACGCAUGUCUCGUCUUCAUCAAUGCCAUGGCUACAGAAGGAUGGGAUAGAGAGGGUCUUCACGAUGAUGAAAGCGAUGCUUUGGUGCUCAAUGUCGCCCGCAAAUGCCCAAACACUAUCAUCGUCAUUCACGCAGCUGGUAUCCGCCUUGUGGAUCAGUGGAUCGAGAACCCCAACAUCACCGCAGUUGUCAUUGCUCACUUGCCUGGUCAAGACAGUGGUACUGCCCUGGUGAAGCUUCUGUACGGCGAGGCCGCAUUCUCUGGCAAGCUUCCAUACACCAUUGCCAAGAACGAAUCCGACUACAGCGUGUACAAGCCCUGCGGAUUGGCGCACCUUGGCGACACUAACCCCCAGUGCGACUACAAGGAGGGCGUGUAUCUGGACUACCGUGCCUUUGAUGCCAAGAACAUCACCCCCCGCUACGAAUUUGGAUACGGUCUGAGUUAUACUACCUUUACAUAUGACUCUAUUAGUGUCUCCACACACGGACCAAUGCAGCCAUGUUCACACAUUGGAGAUGAGGUGUGGGAGAAGAUUGCCACUGUGGAGGUUGAGGUUACAAACAAUGGCAAGGUUUCUGGUGCUGAAGUUGCUCAGCUCUAUCUUGGUAUUCCUAACAGCCCUCCCAAGCAACUGCGAGGAUUCGAGAAGCUGCGAUUGGAGCCCGGCCAGACCGGCAAAGCUACGUUUGAGCUAACCAAGCGUGAUCUUAGCAUUUGGGACGUCGUCUCUCAGAAGUGGACGAUUCAGUCUGGUGCGCACAAGAUCUACGUUGGCGCCAGCAGCCGUGACAUUCGACUGCAUGGCAACCUUCAGUUUAGUUGACUCGGUUACGGGAUGAAUGCGGACGACGAAUCCGUGGAUGAGCUGUAGAGAAUUCCCUGAUUUCCAUGGAAAUAUGACUUCAACUACUACGUAAAUACAUAAAUAGACACAAAAUAAUACCACAUAGUGUGCGAUGCAUUGUCACUAUUUCUCAGGAUCCACAGCCAUACCUUGGCGCAAAAUCUCAAUCUGCUUCUGAAUCUCAACCCAAAGGACAUUGUCGUCGAGACUAUCGUUGUCUUCCGAUUUUCCAAUGACCCCAAUCCAGUCGUCUUUCAGCUCGACUGUCAAAACGCCCAUCUUCUGGGUCAUCUCAUCAGUGCCAGUCGAGGCUCGUGCAAUAGCAAGCAGAGCAGCUACAAAAGCUUCUUGCAUGUACGCAAAGCUGAAGCGGUCCGUAAUAUUGGCGAUUGCUUCACAGAGGUUGUCGGGGAAGUCAAUGUCUUUGUUGCCCGCCAGCUUCUUCUGCCAGAACUCGCAAUAGGCUACUCGUUCUUUGUAGUUGGGGUCUGGGAAAAAGUACUUUCGGUCAAACCUAGAGGGACGUUG
Messenger RNA from [Torrubiella] hemipterigena, 3198 nucleotides. NCBI's taxonomy places the organism in Eukaryota, Fungi, Ascomycota, Sordariomycetes, Hypocreales, Clavicipitaceae. The record is from the annotation of a GenBank genome assembly.